AUGGGGAGUCUUAGUGAAGAAGAAUUCGGGUUUUUCGAUGCCCAUGAGGAGAUUGCAUCAGUGUCUGAUGCAAGUGGUGAGAACAUUGAGGUGUUGGAUACGAGUUCUAGUGCUGUGAGUUGGGUUCGGGAUAGUUUUCCUUAUGAUGUGUGGGUUAGAAGCCCUGGGAGUGUGAAGGAGAGACGGGUUAGGUUUCUGGAUUGGAUGGAAGUUAGUGCAGAGCAGAUUGUGAGGGAGAAUUUGGUGGAAGUGUCUAGUGAUGUGUCGAGGGAAAUAAGUAGAGUUAGAGAGAGUAGUGGGGCGGUGUUGAGAUCCUUAUCUUUCGAAGGUGAGUUCUCUUCAAGUCGCUCUUCAAUGUCGUUUUGGGCUAAUGAAUUUAGGGAUGGGAGUUUGAGUGGGAGAAUGGUGUGUAAUGGAGAUGAAGUGGGGCUGGAUGGGAAGGUCAGUGAAGGUCGAGAAGUUACUGAAGAGUCCGAGGAGCGCACUUCAUGUUCAUCGUCUUCCUUAUCUCAUCGACUGAGUGAAAGAAGAGCUGAAGAGAUUACUGAUAAGGGGGCGAUACUGAAGAGAGUUAAGAAGAAGUGGUUGAGUAGAUUGCGGUCCAUGACAUGCCUUGAUGAUAAGCAAAGGAUUGCUGACAGGUCACCGGAGAAUGAUGAUGAUACAGUUAUGGGGAUAAGGUCUCAUAGAAUGAAGGUUCGCCAUUCCGGGAAGCGGUUGAAGGAACUCUCAGCUCUUUACAUGGGGCAGGAUAUCCAGGCCCAUGAGGGUUCAAUUUUCGCCAUGAAAUUUAGUCCUGAUGGACAGUACCUAGCAAGUGCUGGUGAAGAUGGGAUUGUGCGAGUCUGGCAAGUGGUGGAGAAUCAAAGGUGUAAUGAACUUGACAUUCCGGAAAUAGAUCCAUCCUGCAUAUACUUCACCGUGAAUCAUCUCUCUGAACUGAAUCCACUAUUUGCGGAUAAAGAGAAAGUGAGCAAAGCACGUAGCAUGAGGAAAACUUCAGAUUCAGCAUGUGUCAUAUUCCCCCCUAAAAUCUUUCGGAUAGUUGACAAACCAUUGCAUGAGUUUCAUGGGCAUGGUGGUGAAGUUUUGGAUCUCUCCUGGUCAAGGAACAAUUAUCUCCUGUCGUCUUCAGUUGACAAAACUGUUCGUCUAUGGCAAGUGGGAUGCACUGAUUGCGUCAAGGUCUUUGCCCAUAGUAAUUAUGUGACCUGUGUUCAAUUCAAUCCUGUGGAUGAUAAUUACUUCAUUAGUGGUUCAAUAGAUGGCAAAGUUCGCAUUUGGGGAAUUCCUUGCAGUCAAGUUGUUGAUUACAGUGAUGUACGAGAUAUAGUUUCUGCGGUGUGCUAUCGCCCUGAUGGGCAGGGUGCUAUUGUAGGCUCAAUGACGGGCAUAUGCCGCUUUUAUAAUAUAUCAGAUAAUCAUUUGCAAAUGGAUGCUGAAAUAUGUUUGUACAGUAAAAAGAAGGCUCCCUGCAAAAAGAUAACAGGCUUUGAGUAUUUCCCUCAUGAUCCUGACAAAGUAAUGGUCACUUGCGCCGAUUCACAAGUCAGAAUUCUUCAUGGUUUGAAUGUGGUUGGAAAAUACAAGGGAUUAAAGAAUGCAGCAAACCUGCGAUCUGCCACUUUCACUUCAGAUGGGAAACAUAUAAUAUCAGCAAGUGAGGAUUCUAAUGUAUAUAUAUGGAACUGCAGUGAUCAGGAGAAAAGCUUUUUCUCUCAGGCAAAAAGUACUAGAUCAUGUGAGCGGUUCACCAUGGAUGCUUCCGUAGCAAUACCGUGGUCUGGUUUGAAAUGUGAGGCCUUAGAACAUGCAGGAAAAUUUGGUGUUGUGGAAAAUAAAUUUCCAGAAACUCUGCCUUUUUCUUCACCUGCAUGCUUUUCUCUGAGCCAAGAAUCUUUCCUCGAGUCUAUUCCCAAAGGAUCUGCGACUUGGCCUGAGGAGAAGCUUCCGACAUCAAGCCCCUUGCCAAAGUCAUCCACAAUGCACAGAUCUGAGUACAAGUUUUUUAAAACUUCUUGCCAGAGCACAUCGAGUUCCCAUGCGUGGGGUAUGGUUAUUGUGACUGCUGGUUGGGAUGGACGGAUCAAAUCGUUCCACAAUUAUGGGCUACCAGUGCCUGUUCGAUAGUAAAGUGCUUUGGCAUGGUUUCAAAGGAUUGUUCCUAUCACAGUUUGCAGGACACUCAACCUGUGAUGCGCUCUUCAGCUGAUUACAAGCUACAAAUCUAAUGGAUUGACGAGUGACUACAUUAUCUUCGGCUGCAUCAAUUGCCACAGCAGGUCCAGGUUGACUACUCUAGCAGGCAUGUGCUUGAUGGUUGGACUAAAGCAUUUGCUUCUUCAGUGGGUCCCUUCUCAGAUUCAGAGGUAACAGUGACUGAUUUAUGUCCUGACAAGUGGCAGUGAUUCAAUGGUUGCAACAUAAUCCAUUUUGGAAUGAGCAAGUGGCUGAAUUGAGGCUCCGUGGGAUGUUUUUGAUUUGCCGGUUUGCCGAAGUUGAUGUGGAAGCCAUUUGCUAGGCGAGGCCAACUUGAGAUAUCAUCCCUGUAUAAUUGCAGGUGCUCUGUGGGCCUUGUAGAACUUCUUUUGUUCUCUCAGAUGGGAUAGGGGAAUCAAGAGCUGGUGGCUGAAAUUUGUUUCUGAAAAAAAUGGUGGGGAACUUCACAAUACUAUCAUGCUGGCCGGACAGAAUUAUUGAAUUGUUUGUCUGCCAUUUUUUUGUACGGUCUCAUGGUGGGUGUAUGUGACCUUUGGUUAGCAGUGAUUGUUUAGGGCGUCAAUUUCCUCUAUAGUGGCUAGUUUAUUUCAGCAGCCAGGGGAUGGGUAAUCAGACCAUCCAAGCACGCUCUCGGGGAAGGUGUUUUCUGGCUGGAACGGUUGCUUUUGCUCGAAUCCAUGGUGGACGAGCAUUGUGAAAGUUGCGGAAUCCCCUUUUGCUAACAAACAUUGUAUAUUUAUACUCCUAGUUCAGUCUUACUCUAACAGUUGCUCAGAUUAGACUCCAGUAGAUAGGGCUUUUGUUAACAGGAAUUUACUUUGAGAUUUUGAUAAUGUAACUACAGUUUCAUCUUGGAGUAUUUAAAUGAUAUAUUCAUGUAGUUCUCUACAUUUUCAU
Fragaria vesca subsp. vesca is the source of this 3117-nucleotide messenger RNA. RefSeq lists its product as uncharacterized. The transcript has 7 exons. Lineage: Eukaryota; Viridiplantae; Streptophyta; Magnoliopsida; Rosales; Rosaceae. The record is from RefSeq and is a predicted model, not a curated record. The coding region runs from base 1 to 2130 and encodes 709 amino acids. Gene Ontology annotation, molecular function: protein binding.